Haplochromis burtoni (Burton's mouthbrooder) is the source of this 3563-nucleotide messenger RNA. RefSeq names its product alpha-1,3-galactosyltransferase 2. Gene Ontology annotation, molecular function: hexosyltransferase activity. NCBI's taxonomy places the organism in Eukaryota, Metazoa, Chordata, Actinopteri, Cichliformes, Cichlidae. The record is from RefSeq and is a predicted model, not a curated record. Gene Ontology annotation, biological process: carbohydrate metabolic process. Gene Ontology annotation, cellular component: vesicle; membrane; Golgi apparatus.
GGAGGCCGGGGCGUGCAACUACCUCUUACACAUAGUUCACUUCGGUGACAAAUCUCUCAUUUUUAAUAAGUACUACUUCUGAUCACACAUUAGUGUGUCACACAGGCAUCUACUGGGACACUGACACUGGGAUCACCGACCUUCUGAGUAGUAGGUAACUGGCUCUACCAUCUGAACUAUAGCCACCCAAGCUACAUAUCUAUCAGCCUGAAAGCAAGGAACAUGAUUUACACAAGUGCAUUUAUUCUGCUUUUUUCUUCAUGAACUACAGACACGGAAACACAAAGGCAUUUUAUGGCACUCCUGUCACUUAUUUUUCCGCCUUAACCCAUUACUGAGACAGACUGCGAUUUCCUGCCAUCUCUAAAACUACAGGUAAUCACUGUUACCAAUCUUUAUUUGAAUAUUGGUUCAUUUGUUUCAGAAUUGCAAUAUAAUAACAUAAAUCCCUGAAUUUUUAUGGCGGCUGUUACUUUAUUUGACCUGUCAGAGAGGAUGAGAUCUGUGAGCUAGAGAGAAAACCCAACGCGCAAAGACCAGCAAGAAAACCGAAAAAUGUAAUUUAAUAUCGUGAGAAAAUUGUUUUUCACGCUAGGUUGCCCUCUGAAUAACACCUUUUACAUCUUUAAUGUUGCUAAUAGCGGUAAGAUCGUGUUGUAACCUACAUCACCUUCUGUUGAAAUAAAGAUAACAGGUAACAUGAGCCACACAGCAGUGCGUAAUGGCUGCGCGCAGUGGCUCGUCUUUAGUCCCGUCGUUGUUCGCACUUCUAUGAUAAAGGAAAUGAUGAGUGUCACAGGCGACACUGAAUAUUCCGAGGAGGUAUUUUUGCCCAAAAGCAGACAGAAGACGAAAGGCGUGAUUACAUCAACUAAUGGGCCACGUGGGGACACAACUGUGGAUAUUUGUACAAGAUGGAAGAAAAUAAAACUGAGCCAAGGAACCUCCGAGUACAGGUGUGUCAAAAUAUUUAUGAUUCUGAAGAAACGAAAUGUGUGAGCAUUUCUCUUCGUGCAUCUACAGAGAGCUUUAAAAGCAUGGAUGUUUGUUUCCACCACGGAAGAAGUUGCCAUCCUUAGUUCAAAAUUUCGUUUUAGCUAAAACAAAGCAAGACCGCUUUAUUUAUAUAGCACUUUCCCCUGUGUAAUGUGCAGAUAUCUUAAGAUAUCGACUUACUCAGACUUCUGCAUGGCCGCUGUUUCAAUAAUUUACGUAUUUAUUCGUAUUCAUAAAUUCUAUAUUUGUGCACUUCGCACCUGUUUCUAAAAUUACGCAGUUUUAAGCCGAAUUACAACUAAUUUCAUAUAUAGUUUAUAUUUUUAAAUAUCGGGAGAUUCGCAGAAGACUUCACGGCCGUUUUAACGCUUAAGCUUUCUAUUGGAGCGAAUAGUGUAAAGGAAAGCGGAUAUAUACGUUGCUUUUGCUUUAAACUGAGCCCCGUCCUGAGCCAAUUUUACCUGUGAGCACGGAGGCUCUUCUGUGAGCCACAACGCGACAACGAAUCUUCCUCCUGAAGUGGUAGCCUGUUUGGUUUUUAAAUUUUACUUAAGGGGGUCGGCGACUCACAGAUUAUUUCUCAGUGUUGUCUGGUGAAGUUGAAGCACUGUGAACUAUGAGAUGCUUCCAGAAGAUAAAGUGCACGCUGAAAUGUUUGCUCUGGGUUCCGGCUGCACUCUGUGCUCUCUACUUCACACGUCCAUCCAUGCAGUCUCGAACUGACGUUCAAACAUGCACAACUUGGAAAGCUCCUAUUCUCUGGGAGGGGAUGUUUGACCCUGAAGUUUACGACCAGAACCACAAGAAGGAAGGAACCUCUGUUGCUCUAACAGUGUUUGCUGUGGGAAGGUACUUGGACGAAUACCUCGAGACCUUUCUGAACUCCUCAGAACAUCACUUUAUGGUGGGUUUGCCUGUGUCCUACUACGUAUUUACCGACAUGCCAGAGAAGGUCCUGCACAUCCAUCUCGGUCCUCAGCGAACCUUGAAAAUGAUCAAAGUGCAACGGCACUCAAGAUGGCAGGACAUUUCGAUGAUGCGAAUGAAGGCAAUAUCAGAUGUCAUAGAGUCUGAUAUUCGCCACCACUCCACGCAUGUCUUCUGCUUCGAUGUAGAUCAGGUGUUCACUGGGAGAUUUGGCUCAGAGGCUCUGGGAGACUCUGUGGCUCUGCUCCACGCCUACUACUACCACCUUCCAAAGAUUUUCUAUACUUAUGACCGAAACCCGAAAUCCAAGGCUUACAUGGAAAACGGGGAUUUCUACUAUCAUGCUGCUGUCUUUGGAGGCUCAUGGAAAAGCGUAAAAUCUCUGGCUGAGGGCUGCUACCAAAACAUCAUGGAGGAUAAACAAAAUAAUGUGGAGGCUUUGUGGCACGAUGAAAGUCACCUAAACAAAUACCUGUGGCUGCACAAACCUAGCAGGGUGCUUUCUCCAGAGUACUGCUGGGAUACCCACAUCGGUUACAGGAGUGACAUUCAAGUUACUCGACUGCUAUGGGCACCAAAACAAUAUGAUAAACUGCGCACACUUUAGUAUUUCUUGGAAUUACACACAAAACCAUGCAAAUUCAGCAACUCUAAUAGCAUGAAAACUAUAUGAAAACACAUUUUUCUCCGUACUCACAAAAUAUGCAAAAGUUGGCAACCAUUUCAAAUAAUGGUAUGAAAACAAUAUGGCAAAGGAACAUUUUCCUAGUUACUCAUGCUUCCUUGUUGAGUUCAUUUACACUCAACUCCAAAAUGCACAAAUUUGCUUACAAGACGUCAGAUAAAUGUCUAUGCAAAUGCCAGAUUUGCGUUCUUAUCAGUGAUUGCGACAUUGUCUUUGUUUAAAAAAACAGUGCUGAUAAAAGGUCAAACGAGCAAAGCAAACCACAUAUAAUAUACAAUUUUAGCUAGUCUUCAUCCCAUUUCUUCAGCUUCCCCUUUUUUUUUUUUUUUUUUUUUUUUUUGUACUGAUGUCAUAGUCACAUUAUGUGGUAAAAUACAUUUCUGGUUUCCAAGUAUUAAGCACAGGCGGCUGAUCUGUUAAAAAAUAAACCCUGUAUUUGAAUUUCAUAUAAAGUUAUUUUGCAUUCCAGCUCAUUAUUUUUCCUUGAUGAAAACCUGGGUAUAAGCCUGCGUUCUGAAUAUUACAGUCAUAAUUUUUAAACAUCAUUUAUAACACAGGAACUUUGAACCAAAGGUUUAGGGUUUAUUGUCAGUUCGUGCUGUUUUUACAAGUGUGCUAUUACUUGGUGUUAUGUUGAAAAAUGACGGAACUGUUUUCUAUAUUUAUAUUGUUGGGGUAUAACAAAUGUUGGUGAGUACAGCUGCAAGUUAUUUUGUACUGAUAUGAAUAAAAUUACAUCUGUAGGGCACUACUGAAUUCUCCGAUGAAAACCUUUGUGGUGGAUGUAAGGAUUUUAAAGAGCUGUUUUGACAGUUUGAGACACGUCCGAGUGCGCAUCAAGUGCCUUUCUGCAACAAUAAUGGCUGUGUUUGCUUUUCUUUUGAUUAGAAGAUGUCAAAAUAAAAUGUUUGUAGGACUUUUUUGAGGAGAAAUAUAUUAUGUACAAAAACUGCAA